CCCAGUCUUUCCUGGGCUCCUCGAGGCCGUUCGGACCCGGGGCUGGCCUCUUCCCGGGCGCUCCCCGUCUCCCGCCCAGCCUCGGCCCUAGCCCAGGCUCUGGGGACUUCGAACCUACUCCGGGACAGAAACCGAGCCUGAGCCGUGGGGGCGGGAGCCGGCUGUCGUUGGAGCCGCGGAGCUCUGGAGGGGCGGGCGUGCGGGGACCCUGUCUCCUCCUCCGGCUUUAGGGGUCCGUGUUCCGCGAGGGCGGCGCUUGCCCCUCGGCUGACCUGCCUCAGGGGGGUGCUCGAGGGGCGAGGAACAGUCGCCUGGGCUGCCCGCCCGAAUGACAAGAGUACGGUGAUCCACCUGGCUGCUGAGUUGGACCGAGAGAGCUCGAGGUGGCAUUUCCUAUUUCUGUUAGGCAGGGUGAGAUCUGAAUCAGUUACUUUGCGUUUUGUGGGAUUGAAUGAGCAUUGAGCCCAGAAAUUAGCCCGCUUUGGCUCGGGGAAACCUCUGGAGGUAUUGAGCCAGGAGGCCUAGUUAGUGGCACUUUAGGAACUAAGUGGCGGAAGGGAGACCUGAGCAAUUGGUUCGACAGGUGGAGGUGGACUCCGGAAGAGGAGGCCGAGCCCGAGCCGGCUUGAGUCUCUGACAGUGAAAACAACUUUGGAUUUUUCUCCUGCACCUCAGUUUCCUGCUCAUUCACCUGGAACCGUAGGUCUUCUGUAUCAGUUGAAAUGUCUAUGAUUUUGUCGGCCUCAGUCAUUCGUGUCAGAGAUGGACUACCACUUUCUGCCUCUACUGAUUAUGAACAAAGCACAGGCGUGCAGGAGUGCAGGAAGUAUUUUAAAAUGCUCUCGAGGAAACUUGCCCAGCUUCCUGAUAGAUGUACACUGAAAACUGGACAUUAUAACAUUAAUUUUAUUAGCUCUCUGGGAGUGAGCUACAUGAUGUUGUGCACUGAAAAUUACCCCAAUGUUCUGGCCUUCUCUUUCCUGGAUGAGCUUCAGAAGGAGUUCAUUACUACUUAUAACAUGAUGAAGACAAAUACUGCUGUCAGACCAUACAGUUUCAUUGAAUUUGAUAACUUCAUUCAGAGGACCAAGCAGCGAUAUAACAAUCCCAGGUCUCUUUCAACAAAGAUAAAUCUGUCUGACAUGCAGACGGAAAUCAAGCUGAGACCCCCUUAUCAAAUUCCCAUGUGUGAACUGGGGUCAGCCAACGGAGUCACAUCUGCAUUUUCUGUUGACUAUAAAGGUGCUGGCAAGAUUUCUUCUGCUCAUCAGCGACUGGAACCUGCAACUCUGUCAGGGAUUGUGGCCUUUAUCCUGAGCCUUUUAUGUGGCGCUCUGAAUUUAAUUCGAGGUUUUCAUGCCAUAGAAAGUCUCCUGCAGAGCGAUGGUGAGGAUUUUAAUUACAUCAUUGCAUUUUUCCUUGGAACAGCAGCCUGUCUUUACCAGUGUUAUUUACUUGUCUACUACACCGGCUGGCGGAACGUCAAAUCUUUUUUGACUUUCGGCUUAAUCUGUCUAUGCAAUAUGUAUCUUUAUGACCUGCGCAACCUCUGGCAACUCUUCUUUCACGUGACUGUGGGAGCCUUCGUUACACUACAGAUCUGGCUGAGGCAAGCCCAGGGCAAGGCUCCUGACUACGAUGUCUGACACCAUCCCUCAGACGUAUUGCCUUGGCUUCAGGGGACAUCUUAACUGCCACUGUGACAAAGAAACUGCUUACCCCAGACAAGAAGCGCUGCUUUCUUGCUCUCCUGCCUUCCUUUUUGUUUUAAAUCAGCGUGGCGUGCCUGUGAGCGGGCAGACCUGCCAGGCAAAUCCUGUCAGAAGAAUGUGGGCUGUGGGAUUAUCACUCAGAGGAGGAGGAGGUGGAAGCUUCUCUCUGCAGGGCCGUGAUGUAGAGGAACAGUCAGACGCCACUGGAAGACUUGGCCAGUGGUUCGGAGUCCUUGCUGAAGGCGUUCAGUCAAAAUAUAUACGUGGCCCUUGCUCUGAAGACAAGCAGGAACUGUACAACGUGGCUUUGCCUUUGUGAGGCAUUAGUAGAGACCAAAUAAAAAGAUGGUUCACUGAA
Molecule: messenger RNA, 2070 nt
Organism: Loxodonta africana (African savanna elephant)
Lineage: Eukaryota; Metazoa; Chordata; Mammalia; Proboscidea; Elephantidae
Gene: SEC22A
Product: SEC22 homolog A, vesicle trafficking protein
Exons: 7
Coding region: 723-1646 (307 amino acids)
Biological process (GO): endoplasmic reticulum to Golgi vesicle-mediated transport
Cellular component (GO): membrane
Source: RefSeq, a predicted model, not a curated record